This is a messenger RNA of Blepharisma stoltei, 4360 nucleotides long. NCBI's taxonomy places the organism in Eukaryota, Ciliophora, Heterotrichea, Heterotrichida, Blepharismidae. The record is from the annotation of a GenBank genome assembly.
AUGAAAGUUCGCCUGAGUUAUGUUGCCUUAUUUUCUCUGAAUGUGUUAGUAGUUUACUCUCUUGAUGCUUCAACUGUUGUUUUCGCUAUCAAAGCAGGAGGCUCAUCUCACAUGUCCUCUUUCGGGUUUUCAUACUCUGAUGAUAUCUAUUAUCCAGCAGGAACCUAUAUUUAUACUACAACAAGCCACAUAGCUCAUACAGAAAAUGAAUUUGUUUACCAAUCUGAAAGAUGAUAUAUAGGGAUUUGAGGAUAUGACCUUCCUAUUAGCGCUGAUGGAACAUACGUACUUAUUCUUCAAUUUGCUGGCUUCCCCUCUCUAUGACGAACAAACCAUAGGAAAAAUCUCUUGCCCAAAAACCCAUCCUCUGUGAGCGAACAAAAAUUUUUUAGAAAAAAAAUUCGAUAUAUAAAUGAUAAUUAUUAUAAUGAAAUCUCUAGCCAAUUCUGAUUGAUUUUAAACAACUUGCGUUUUAAAAUAUAAAUUUCAUAAAUUAAAUAAUUUUUCCUUCUUAGUUGGAAUUUUUUAAAUUUAUAAAUUUUAACCAGGAGUGAAUAAAAUUUUUUUGUUCGCUCACACGGAGAGCGGAGUGAGAUAUAUUAUUCAAUUGCCAAUGCCAGAGUAUGAAAUGUCAAAAUUGGAGAUUAUAUUGCUUAUAAUAAUUUAGACGUAGUUGGGACUGUAGGAGCAAUGACUGCUUAUGAUAUUUUUAUACCUUUUACACUAUCAAGUGGAACCAUUUCAAUUGCUGGAAAUACAAUUACUGGAGCUUAUUCAGCAGGAAAAUUGGUUAUUAGAUUUUACCCAGUUAAAAAUAAUCCAACACUCUCAGGAAUAAUUUUGGUGAGAGGUGAUUGCAGUGUGGCUGAUUAUUGUAAUAUGUGCUAUCAGCCAAGAUGCUUGGAAUGCAAUACGGCUGAUUUAAAUUGCAAAACCUGUAUUGAUAAUGCUAGUUCUGUUUCUGGAGUAUGCCAAUGUAAUGCAAACUCUAUUUGGGUUGCCUCUUCAAGAAAAUGCGUUAUUUGUGACAAAUUAUGCACAUCAUGUAGUUCAGAAAAUGUUUGUGCAAGUUGCUCAACAAAUGUGCUGAUUUCAAAUGUUUGCUUAAGAGCGUGCCCUUAUGGAUUUGGCACAUCUUGUGCUUCAGUUUCAACAGCAGUUAUUGAUCAAAAUUUUGCUGAUUAUUUUUAUGGGGAUUAUGGAUUAUUUCAAACAGGGACAAGUUCAAGCAGCUAUACCAAACACACCUUUACUGAGCAGCAGUAGGUAUACUUAUUCUUUUUUACUUGCAGAUUGGCAGUCAAGAGCAAUAUAUAAAUAGCAAAUUUCGACUUUGCUAGAUUUUUUAAAAAAAUUGGAAUUAUAAGUUAUUUGGAACUCUAAAGAGUACCAAUAGCUAAAAGACUCAUUUAAUUUAAAUCUAUAAAGACGCCUAAGUUAUAUUAUUUUUUUAAUACUCCUGAAACAGUAGACCCCAUCCCUUCAAAAAACCGAGGGCUUUAUUUUUCUGGAGGCUCAUAUCUUCAAACAACUUCAAUUGUUUAUAUUUCACUUAAUUUUUCAAUUGGAAUGUGAGUUUGAAUAUUAUCUGGUUCUAGAGAUAUCUUGACAAAUAGUUCUGGAUAUAAAAUAACUGUAUCUGCAAGUGGAGUUUUGACAAUUAUACUAGAGGAUAAGGUGCAAGCUAUGACCACAGUAACGACAGCUGCACUUAACCCUUCUAAUUCAGCGUGAGUUUAUAUUUCUUUUAUUGUUUCAUUUUCAUCAUCAACAAUUUCUACAACAGUUUCUCCUUAUCUAAACAAUUCUCCACAAACAUCUACAACAUCAAGUGGAUACAUAUAUAGAGACGCUGUCGAUAAUUAUAUAAUUCUCGGGAAAAGCUCUUUGAGCAAUUUUUUGGGAUAUAUUUAUCAAUUUACUCUAUGGAAUGUAGCUGUUUCAAAUUUUAAUGCCCAAUACUCAGACCAAAUAUGUGGCACAGGGGCAGUUGAUAAUUGUCUUUGAACUUGUCCUCUAUCUCAAUGAAUGAACGGAGUAAUAUAGAGGUUUCCUCUAUAUAGCGCUAAAAGCGCAGACAUUUUCCCAGGAGCUUUCCAAGUUCGUCGGACCAAAUCGCUUUUUGGUCCGACCAAGGCAUUGAUUUGGUGCAACCUACCGAUAAUUUCCGAUCAGAAUUUAUCGGCCUUACAGCGCCAAACAUAGGAAACUUCUAUACCUACAAAUUGUAACUCGUGCGGAAAUGGUUGUGUCAGAAGUGUAUCUUGCAAUGUGUGUGAUGAUCCUCUUUGCAGUGUUUGUACAGGGUUCUUACUUCUCCUACGGAGAUCAAAAGCGUUUGACAAUUAUAAUGAAGAAUCUAUAUGGUCUACUAAGAAAGCUUAUAUUUAAUACAUAUAAUGUUUACGAAGAAUAUCCAAAUAAGGAGCCUUUGUUUAGUUGACUAUUUAUAAAUGUAAUUAGCUAAAAUAAUGGUUAUCAACAAAUUUGAAAGCGAGAUAAUUUUCGGCUUACUAAAAAUUGUUCUUUAAGAGAUAAAUGCAAAUUAUUAUGAUUAUUAUUAAUUUUACUUUAAAAUAUUGCAAAAUACAUAUUAAAAAAAUAAAAAGAGAUACAAUUGUUUGGCCUGCACAUAGGGCAAGCUAGCUGGUUUAUGCACACAAUGCAUUUCUAAUGCGUCUGGAACUCCUUGUGCUUGCAAUAUUGGCUAUUAUUGAGAUUUAAACAGUGAUAAAUGCAUUCCAUGUGAUUAUAGCUGUAAAAAUUGUACAUCAUCAACUUCUGGAGACUGCAUUGUUUGUGCGCCUGGGUUUUAUAUGUAUUUAGGAUGGUGCAUUUCUGAGUGUCCAGAUGGAUUUGUAGAAAUCGGGUCAAUGUGUGUUGUAAAAGAUCCUUUCAUCUUUUACCUAUCUUUUGAUAUAACGAUUUACAAAUUUUUCUUCCACUCAAAAAUGUAUUGAACUUUUUAGCUUCGUUUUUGUCCUGUUAAAAUUACUGAAAAUUUAAAAACAAUACUAUGAAAAAAGUAUAACACUGAAAAGAUUUGCAUAGUUAAAAACAAAAUGAUUAUUAAUUAAAUAAAAUAUUAUAAUGCAGCCAAAUUAUUAUAAGUUAAAGACCUAUUAAUAAGAAAGAAAGGAAUCAGAAAACAGAUAGGUCAAUACUAACUGCUUUCUUACUUCUCGAAAAUUACAUAGCCAAAAAUUUUUAAGUAUUUUACACUUUUACUCAAAGUAUACACCAAGCUAUUAGAAAAUUUCUUAUUUAACUCUUGAUAUUCUUGCUAUUUAUUUAGAUUUUAAAUUUUUAAGGAUGAUUUAGGCAUGAACGAUGAUCCCACAUUAAUAAAUUCACAAAUAAGAAAAUAUUUCUCAGAGUACCAAUUCAGAAAGAAAAUAUUUUAUGAUUAUACUUAUGAUUUUCAAAAUAAAUUGGGCAUGUGUAUAGUUACAUAAAAUAUUGCAUCAGCGAUACUCUGGAAGGAGUUCUUUAUGAUAAGCAAAGCAAAAUUCCAGCUCUAACUGGAAACAGCACAGCUUUUUACCCAGAUUAUGAUGACUUUGAUCCAAUAGCUGCUUUAUACAGAGGGUUUUAUUUUAACGGAGUGAACUCGCUUAUGCAUUUACCUAUUUAUCCAGGCUAUAGCAGCCCAGUUCUUAGCUUUGGCUAUUCUUUCACUUUUUCUAUAUGAAUAAAUACUGAGGAUGGUUUUGGAACUAUUGUCUCAAAGCAAGAUUUGCUUUGCAAUCCAAUUUUCUCACUACAAUUAGCAGCUGGAGUUUUAAUAGUUGCGUUAAACUUUAAGAGUUCUGGAGUGAAUUCCUUCUAUUAUUUGCAAAAUCUUAAAUCUUACGAAUGAAAUCAUAUUGCAUUCACAGCAGAACACACAGCUCUGAAGCAGACAAAAAUGGCAUUCUAUUUAAACGGAAUUACAGAUCGUCAAAGUGAUAUAGGAUCUGACUAUUUUAAAGACACCAAAACAGAUAUUAGUUUUACAUUAGGGGCAGAAAAAGAUGUAUCUGGCUAUAAAAAUUAUUUUAAUGGAUUUAUUUAUGAUAUCAAGGGCUAUAAUUCAAUAAAAAGCAUAUCAUCACUGGCAUUAUCAGCUGCACAGUGCACAGAAGCCUGCAACGCAUGCCUUACAAAUGGGGCCUGCAUUCCUAACUGUUUAAUUAAUCAAUACUGGAUUGGCCCAGAGUAUAAUAAAUGCUCCAAGUGUAGCAGUGAGUGCCAUAGUUGUAGAGAUUCCAGUAAAUUUUGCAAUCUUUGUGCUAGCCAAAAGUGUGCAUCCUGCUAUAAUUAUACAGAAGAGUCCUGCCUUAAAUGUAUUUCUGGUACUUCAAACACUACAAACUGCUAA